AUGGUUCAGAGUGGCAUAGCAGGGAAUUUUAGUAUUGAUGAGCAUGAUUGUCUAAGAUUUCAUAAUCGGAUUUGUGUUCCAAAUGUUUCAAAAUUGAAAGAGUUGAUACUUCGAGAAGCACAUGAUAGUCCUUUUACAUUACAUCUCAUAGGAACGAAAAUGUACUGCGAUUUACGAGAAUUAUAUUGGUGGCUAGCUUUAUAUGGUCGAAGAUGUCGGUUACCAGUGUGUUGGACAGAAUUGAAUGAGAGGAAAGUGAUUGGACCAGAAUUGAUUCAAGAAAUAGAAGAUACUGUUAAGAAGAUUCGAGAAAGACUGAAGAAAACUUUUGACAGGCAGAAAUCAUAUGCAGAUUUGAAACGUAGAGACAUUGAGUACACGAUUGGUGGUAAGGUAUUUCUAAAAGUUUCACCUUGGAAGAAAAUUAUGAGGUUCGGUCGAAAAGGAAAACUAAGUCUUCAUUUUAUUAGACCAUAUGAGAUUAUUGAGAGACUUGGACCAGUUGCAUAUCGUCUGGCUUUACCUUCAGAACUACAAAAGAUUCAUGAUAUUUUUCAUGUUUCUAUGCUCAAAAGAUAUCGAUCAGAUCCUUCAUAUAUUAUUUCUACAGAGGAUAUUGAAAUUCGACCUGAUCUGUCAUAUGAAGAAGAACCAAUUAAGAUAUUGGCUCAUGAGAUAAAGGAAUUGCGUAAUAAACGAGUUCUUUUAGUGAAAAUAUUGUGGAAAAGUCAUAAUAUUGAAGAAGCAACUUGGGAGUUAGAAGAGGCUAUGAGAUCACAGUAUCCCCACCUCUUUUUAAGUAAAUUUUGA
Messenger RNA from Gossypium arboreum, 810 nucleotides. RefSeq lists its product as uncharacterized. Bases 1 to 810 code for a protein of 269 amino acids. The record is from RefSeq and is a predicted model, not a curated record. The transcript has 2 exons. NCBI's taxonomy places the organism in Eukaryota, Viridiplantae, Streptophyta, Magnoliopsida, Malvales, Malvaceae.